Molecule: messenger RNA, 5761 nt
Organism: Linepithema humile (Argentine ant)
Lineage: Eukaryota; Metazoa; Arthropoda; Insecta; Hymenoptera; Formicidae
Gene: Upf1
Product: Upf1 RNA helicase
Biological process (GO): nuclear-transcribed mRNA catabolic process, nonsense-mediated decay
Cellular component (GO): cytoplasm
Molecular function (GO): RNA helicase activity; DNA binding; RNA binding
Source: RefSeq, a predicted model, not a curated record
UUCAGUUCAGCUUAGUUCGUCUGAGGUCCGAGUUCGUCCGAUCAGCUGAUGACGUAACAUACGACAAGCGUGUGAGACAAGAGUUGUGUGCAAUUGUGUGUUAUACUCGUAUCAGUGUCGGUGGCGGGCGCAAGCAGCGACGUAUGGCGCAAGAGAUUUCGAGGUAACUCGUCGUCAAUCGUCAGUGCUCGGUCUCCGCGAACUCGUUCGUGCUCCGUUAUUACGCGUGCACGUAGCAUCGCUCGUGUACAUUCGAGCCGCGUUAUCGUACGCGGAGUAACGUGCGUGCCGCAGUAAGCAGGGCGCGAAUUGCUGCCUUUAUCCCUGCCGAGCGGGGGUGCACCAAAAGUAAGCGAUACAAAGAGGAAGAGUGAGAGAGAGAGAGAGAGAGAGAAAGAGAAAGAGAGAGAGAGAGAGAACGGAUCAAAUCGUGUCAGGAUGAGUGUCGACGCGUACGGGCCCAGCAGCCAGACCCUCACGUUCCUCGACACCGAGGAAACGGAUCUGAUCGGCGCAGACACGCAGGGCAGCGAGUUCGACUUCACCGACUUCACGCUACCAUCGCCGAGUCAGACACAGGCCUCGCAGCAUGACGCGACCCAAACGCAGUCCAGUCAACCCGUUCAGGUAAAUGGAACAAAUAAUACUUCAUCAUUGGAAUUAAAAAUCUCUGGAGCAACCCAGAGUCUUGCUGAGUUACAAUUUGAAGAGGAGGAAGAGGAAGCAUAUUAUAAUCGUGAUUUGCCUGAACAUGCGUGUAAAUAUUGCGGCAUCCAUGAGGCAUCCUGCGUGGUUAUGUGCAACGUUUGCAGAAAGUGGUUUUGUAAUGGACGCGGUAAUACAUCGGGAUCACAUAUUAUCAAUCAUCUUGUACGUGCUAAGCAUAAGGAAGUCACUUUGCACAGAGAUGGCCCUCUCGGAGAAACUGUCUUGGAGUGUUAUUCCUGUGCCACGAGAAAUGUUUUCGUAUUGGGUUUUAUUCCUGCUAAAGCUGAUUCCGUGGUCGUACUACUUUGUCGUCAACCAUGCGCAGCACAAAGUUCCCUGAAAGAUAUGAAUUGGGAUCAAGAACAAUGGAAGCCUUUGAUUGAAGAUCGUAGCUUUUUGGUUUGGCUGGUGAAGAUUCCGUCGGAACAAGAACAGUUGAGAGCCAGACAGAUUUCUGCACAGCAAAUUAAUAAGUUGGAGGAAUUAUGGAGGGACAACGUUGAUGCUACUUUUCAAGAUCUUGAAAAGCCUGGAGUAGACGAGGAACCGCAGCAAGUUCUGUUACGUUACGAAGAUGGAUAUCAAUAUCAAAAUAUUUUCGGUCCACUUGUAAAAUUAGAAGCCGACUAUGACAAACGUUUGAAGGAAUCUCAAACUCAAGAGAAUAUCGAAGUACGAUGGGACGUUGGACUAAACAAGAAGACUAUUGCAUAUUUUUUGCUGGCUAAAACAGACGGUGACAUGAAAUUGAUGCAUGGAGAUGAAUUGAGACUCCGUUAUUUGGGAGAGCUUCAUAAGCCUUGGUCCGGAAUCGGACAUGUGAUUAAGAUCCCGGACAAUUACGGAGAAGAAGUUGGAAUCGAAUUGAAGAACAAUUCUGGAGCGCCGACCGAAUGCGUCAGUCACUUUGUCGUUGAUUUUAUUUGGAAAAGUACGAGCUUUGAUCGAAUGCAAUCUGCGUUGCGCAAAUUUGCUGUAGACGACUCAUCUGUGUCGGGUUACAUAUAUCAUAGGCUGCUGGGUCAUGAAGUAGAAGAAGUUCUGUUCCGUUGUCAUAUUCCUAAGCACUUCAGCGCACCAAAUCUGCCUGACUUGAAUAGAUCGCAAGUGUACGCUGUGAAGCACGCGAUACAACGACCUUUAUCCCUGAUCCAAGGACCACCUGGAACAGGUAAAACCGUAACAAGCGCUACAAUAGUUUAUCAGCUGGUGAAACAAAAUGGCGGCCCGGUUCUCGUGUGCGCUCCUUCAAACACCGCUGUCGAUCAAUUGACCGAGAAGAUACACAAAUCAAAUCUAAAAGUCGUACGAUUGUGUGCCAAAUCACGCGAAGCCAUCGAUUCGCCGGUGAGUUUCCUCGCGCUGCAUAAUCAAAUAAAGAAUAUGGAGACAAAUACAGAGUUGCAAAAGUUGCAACAACUUAAGGACGAGACGGGCGAAUUGUCGAGCGUUGAUGAAAAGCGCUAUAGACUCUUGAAGAAAGCGGCGGAAAAGGAACUUUUGGAAGCUGCCGAUGUAAUUUGCUGUACAUGCGUUGGUGCUGGUGAUCCGAGAUUGCACAGAUUAAAAUUCCAUUCUAUACUCAUCGACGAAAGCAUGCAAGCCACCGAGCCGGAGUGUAUGGUACCCGUUGUUCUUGGAGCUAAGCAAUUAAUUCUCGUCGGAGAUCACUGUCAAUUGGGUCCAGUGGUGAUGUGCAAGAAAGCAGCUAGAGCCGGCCUAUCGCAAUCUCUAUUUGAAAGAUUAGUUGUACUGGGAAUCAGACCUUUCCGCUUGGAGGUACAAUACCGUAUGCAUCCCGAUCUCUCGCGAUUCCCGUCAAACUUCUUCUACGAAGGCUCUCUGCAAAAUGGUGUUUGUGCUGAUGAGAGAAAAUUACUGAAGAUCGACUUUCCCUGGCCUGCACAGGACAAACCAAUGUUUUUCUACGUUACGCAAGGCCAAGAGGAGAUAGCGGGAAGUGGAACAUCCUACUUGAAUCGUACAGAAGCAUCUAAUGUAGAAAAGAUAACAACGCGAUUCUUACGUUGCGGAGUGAAGCCUGAACAGAUUGGAGUGAUAACUCCGUAUGAGGGCCAGCGGGCCUAUCUUGUGCAGUAUAUGCAGUAUCAAGGUUCCCUGCAUUCGAAAUUAUAUCAAGAAAUCGAAGUGGCAAGCGUGGACGCUUUUCAGGGACGCGAGAAGGAUAUAAUAAUAAUGUCAUGCGUACGAUCCAACGAACAUCAGGGCAUUGGAUUCUUGAACGAUCCUAGAAGAUUGAACGUGGCACUGACUCGUGCGAAGUACGGCAUCAUCAUCGUGGGAAAUCCCAAAGUGCUUUCAAAACAACCACUCUGGAAUCACUUGCUUAGCUUUUACAAGGAACAAAAGGUGCUGGUUGAGGGACCGUUGAACAAUUUGAAGGAAUCCAUGAUUCAAUUCGCUAAACCAAAGAAACUCGUUAACGCUGCUAAUCCAGGUUCGCACUUUAUGUCUACGUCAAUGUACGAUGCGCGUGAAGCCCUGAUUCCAGGAUCAGUGUACGAUCGCUCCGGCGCGCAGAUGAACGGUACACAAAAUCACAAUCCGUACUACCAAAGAAACGUGCCGCUCGAUAUGUUCAGUCGUACUCACGAUACCAUUAGCUACAUCAGUCCGGAGCGGGCGCAGGCGGCGAUGAACAACAUGCCCGUACCGGUGGGUAUGUUCAUGAACAUGGCACAUGUACCGCCGCGCUUCUACAACCAGCAUCAGCAGGCAUUGCAGGCGCGCCAGAAUCAGAGAAACCGGCGCGGCGCCACAACGUCGACGAGGAACAAAUCCGGUCCGCGUAUGGGCAAACUGAGUCAAACGGAACAAAACACACAGCCUUAUAGUCAGCCGGGUCUGCCGCUGACUCAGGGCACGACGCAGGGCAUGUCUCAACCCGGCUUCAGUCUCUCGCAACCUGGUCUGAGUCAGGCGGAACUCUCUCAAGACUCAUUCGCAAUCGAAUUCCAGUCGCAGAUGGAUGGUCUCUUAUCGCAAGACUCGACUUAUCAGGGCGACCGAAGUGGCUUUUAUCAGUCGGGCCAGUCGCAAGCGGGGGGACAUUGUUCCCAGCCCUACUGAGCCGAAACCUACGUACGGCUGAGCAACGCAAUUGCCAUGCCAUGAAGGCUCGUUCGACCAAAUCUUCUCGACCAACAACCAACAAAUCACUAACUGCGCAAAACGGUAAAACGUUAAAACGGCUCGACGAUCGAGUACGAUAUUAUGCAGCGUAUGCAGUCGUCGACGUGAGAUAAAGGGGAAUGCAAGAGGAGUGAAGAUUCCGUAAGCUAAUUCGCCGUUGGAGGACUCCACCGUGGACGAAAACAUGCAAGAUUUAUGUAUCUACUGACUGUAACGAGUGCGACGAGGGCAGAGGAAGAAGACAUCACACACAGGCUGGGAGACGACAAACGACCACUUACCAAUCACCGUGACACGCACUAUAAACGGACCGUUUUAUCGCGGGGAUCGAGUGACGCUAGAAAUAUAAAAUUACAAAGGAAAGAAAAAAGAAAAAAAAUGGGUGUACCGCUUCAAGACUCGACCGAAUUUGACAAGUGUGCCAACGUAGCAUCACGAUCGGACGAAUCUACGGCGAGGAAAUUUGUGGAAGAUCUUUAUGCUAGUCAAAGUAUAAAAGAUCAAAAUCACAAUUGCACCGGAAGAUUAAGUAUUUCUCCCACUUUGCCACAGAUUAAUAUUCAAUUCGAGUGGAAAGCACAAGAAAAAUAAAAACUACACAUUCUUAUUAUCCGAAUUCCUUUAUACUCAUCACCAUCUCGAGCUGAGAACAAGACAUACCACUGUGCGAACUUGCUGCACGAGAGUGCUAACGCACAUCAUACACAUCGGGAGUUGAUAACAAUUUCUCCAGCUGAACUGUGUCGAAAAGAAAGUCGCUAAUCGAAUCGUCAGACAUACGAAGCAUUUCAACAUCAUCACGGAGGUGGGACAUCUUUUCUCAAAAAUCCGGCAUCUACGCCGUCGUGAGAAAUUCAUCGGUGGUUUUAAUCUUGUUGAUUAGUUUUCUUUUUCUUAUGUUAUAUCUAUUGCUUAUUUACCGCAGGGGGUUGAACGCAGCGCACGAUUGAAAAUAUUGCUUUCUUCCAGUAGAUCCUUAGUAACGUGCUAGCGGUUAAUGUGACCGAGAAAACAGUAUAGACAUAGGUUUACUAAAUAUUCUUUUUCUUUCUUUCUUUCUCGUAGAAUGUAUGUAUAUUCGGCAACAGCAUAUAAAAGUACACGGAAAUUAUGCUACUCUGUUCGGAGAAUUAUAUGCAUAUAUGCAUAUAUAGAGUUGAUAUACAUCAUCGUAAAUCGACGAGUAAGAAACUACUAAAAUUCAUUUAGUAAUUUGACGAUGGGUCAUUGUAGUAUCUCUAUACUUUAUUCUAUAAGAGAAUGACCUCAAUUUUCACUGAUCACGUUCAGUUCGCUCCUUGGAAAUUGCUUGCUGGGCGAUAAAUAAACAGCACUUCAUUAACAAUGAUGUCAAUUCUAAUGCAUUCAUGUUGAUGCAAAUAGGUUUACUGAGUUGAAGAAAUCUGUGUUAGUCCAUUAUUGAAUGCCGCAUAACUUCUAUUUUUACUCUUUGCUAUCAGAUACGCGAAAUAUGCAAUGAUAUUACUUGCAUAUGAAUUUUGCAGCAUAACACAUAUCACUUUUUGACUGUCUCAUUGUGUAUUUUGGACAUUGCCAUUAUUCAUAAUGGUACCGAAUAACUCAUUAUUAAUUGUAUUAUUUUACUUAUCGUACCAACUCUAGAAUUCCAUUCUUUAGAUUUUUAUUCGGAUUGCUUUUCUAUUCUUUUUGGUAGGAUAGGUCUCUAUUCUAAUUUUAUACUAUGUCUAUACUGGUUUCUGGCGGUAAUAAAUUUGUUAUAUUGCAAUAGAUUAAGUAACAAUUAACAUAACUUGCGUUAUACAACACUAAAAUUGUUUUAUUUCUUCUGUCCGACCAACAGCGCACCGCUAUAUAAUAGCAGAUUAUAAUAAAAUUUAUUGUGAAAUCUUAUGGAAAAAUAAAUUUGAUUUCAAAGCAA